Spodoptera frugiperda (fall armyworm) is the source of this 2670-nucleotide messenger RNA. RefSeq lists its product as uncharacterized. The record is from RefSeq and is a predicted model, not a curated record. Bases 139 to 2415 code for a protein of 758 amino acids. Lineage: Eukaryota; Metazoa; Arthropoda; Insecta; Lepidoptera; Noctuidae. The transcript is spliced from 7 exons.
GCUGGCGACUCGGUUGAAGCUUCGAACUCGCCAGUGGACAGCGCGAGUGACCGCACGUGUUCCAUAUUCGAAUAUUUUUAAAUACCGAUACACAAUUAUUUGGAAACAGUGUUUCAUCGAUAUUUUAUAUUUGGAAAGAUGACGCGGCCCUAUCUUUUUGGAAUUGCGGUGCUCCUUGCGCUUUCCUGUCUGGAAGUAUCGUCGAAGCCUUCAAACAGCGAAUUGGCGAAAACUAACAAAGAAUUAACAAACGAAGCUGCAGAAAGAGAAAGAUCACUAGCUUACGACGAAACUAAUACAGAAAACGAAGAUGUUACCAAAGAUAUAUUAGAAAAGAUAAAAGCUAUAAAUGACGCUUUGAAGAAACCAAUCAGAAGACAUCAGUUCCAAUGGAAUGCUCCACCUCAACCAGGUGGAGAAUACGUCCUUGACAAAGAAGUUCUAGAAAAACUUCAGCAAGUUAUUGCUUCUGGAAAGUUGAACCAUCAUACUAACCAUGCACAACAAGACAGUAAUAGAAUCAGUAACGACGAUUUAGAUGACACAAGAUAUUCAAGACAGCUGACAUCUUUGUACGGUGGAAAUCCAGCACAGAUGGCAGUUAUGCCCGGCGCGUACAUAAUGAAUAUGCCUGUUCUAGUUAUGCCGUCUAUGAACACUAUGUACGGAAACAGCAUUAAUCCUACAGAGUACGCGACAAAAAUCCAAACUAAAGAAGGUCCAUCACCAUCGCCAUCACCAUUCCCAUCUUUUCCAUCAUUGCCACCAUUUCAAUGGCCAUUUGCACCUUUAUUUCCCAUUCUAAUAAGAGAUCCAUUACUUAGUAUCAUGAACGGUGGAGGGUGGAACAACUUCAUUGAGUAUGGCCAAAAUGCCGAUGUAUGUAGAAGACAAAAAUCGAAUGAAGCAACAAUAGAAGAUGUCGUUAAAACUAAAGAUGAUUCGGAAAAAUCUUCUGACGUUAUUACGAACUCAAUAACCAAUUUAAGAUCAAGACAAAAAAGGGCAGUUAAGAAACGUACUGUUGCUCAAGGAAGUCAAUUACAAGAUAUUGAUUCAGCUAAAUUAAAUAAAUUCUUCGGCGUUAAACCUUCUUCAACAACUGCUAAGCCUUCAAAGCGGGAACCUGUUGGUCAAGACACUAAAACUGUCCAUCAUGAUGAUGGAGAUGUUCGCUUUGGCUUUCUAGAUUUAUUUGGAAACAAAAAUGGAUACCGACAGCCAACGGGACCCGGAUUUUUCAUAAAUAGAUUAAAAGUGAGGCGAGGCGGAGUUGCUAUCGCUGGUCCAGGAGGAGUGGCGACUGCUGGAAGAGGAGGAACUGCAAUUGUGGGCCCAGGAGGUCUAGCCUACACUCAACCAGGAGGACUGGCUGUAGCAGGACCGGCAGCUCGAAUUGUAGCAUUAUCGCCCGACGCUGACCUCACCGCCAUAGCACAUCGUCUGCAAGCACAAAGUAAAUACGGACGAGGAUGGCGACGAGACGGACAAUGGAGCAGAGAAAUGAAGAGUUCAGAUCAGUACAUAUACAAUGGCAUGGAUUUCCAAGAAGUGCCCUUGAACAUGGAAGAUACAACAUUCAUGCUAUUUAUAAAACCGAUCGCUCACGCUUUGAAUUCUCAAGGAACUGCCUUGGCAAAUCCCAUCUCCCAAGUUGUGAUUGCCAGGAAUCAGAGUGGUACUAUACUCCAUGCACCUUUAGCCACUGCAGUGGCAGGUCCUGGUGGCGUGGCUCACGCCGCAUCGGUACAAUAUGUGCCAUUCUACGGCGGCGCCAAGGGGCAAUACUUAGAAAUAAAAAAAGACAACCUGGGUAGAAUAACUGGGGAGAAAAUAGUCUCAGAAGAAAACAUCAGCAGUGAAAAUAUUCUCAAAAACAAUAACGAUGAGAAUCUACUUGCAAAGGUAAUGGCUGCGAAUUUACAAAACCUUAGAACGCUCUCGACAAAUCUUCUUAAACUGCAUAACCUUGGACGAAAGACUGGUUCCUUGGGGAACGUGGAAAAGUCAAGGUAUAAGACUCAAUUGGCAUCGUUGGGUGAAGCUGCUUCCAACAUUAUCAAGCUGAUAGAAGAAGUGGAUGAUGUCAAUAUGCUGUUCAAGAGGAAUUCGACUGUGAGGUCUAGGGAUGAUGAUGACGAUGAUUAUGUUGCUGAAGAGGGCGUUGGCAUUGAUUCUGCAGAUGAUGACGAUCCUAGUGAUAAUGAUGGCUUCAUUAACAAGGGAACCAUUGCCGAAGCUAAACCCGUAGGUCUUGCCGUUAUUGGAGAGCACGGUCUAGCAGCUUCCAGACCUCUUGCUACAGCGGUAGCAGCUUCUGGAGUAGCACUCGCUAGGCCUGUAGCCACAGCGGUAGCUGGAGUAGACCCAACAGCUUUGGGCAUCAACUUCCAAGUCAACCACUCGAGGAACUGAGUCCGCUUUAGGUUAGCUAGCUAAUAGUCAUGAUGUGCCUAUUAUUUGUAAGCAGUUCAAUGUGCUAUAUUUACAAUAGUCUUCGUAUAGAACGAUAGUCGGUAUAAAACAGUGAAUCUAUAAGUUCAGCUUUUCAAUAUAAAUGAUAAUGAAUAAGCCAUGCAUUAUUAUUGUUAUUCUACAAAAAAUAGAGUGUUUUUCCACCAGCAAUGUGUUAUGCUACGUUGCUGUGGAUGUGUUUGGUUUCCACUAAAU